AUGCACACCUCUGCUAUGGGUCCAGCAGAUCUCCUUAAUGCUACCACCGUCGCGUCUACUCUAUAUCCCCUGAGAGCUUUCGAUGUUGCCCAGCCUUCUUCGCGUCACCUGCGUUCUGAGCUCUCCUGUGCCGCCCCUUCGUGCGCUAGAUUUCCCAGACCGUAUCCGAUUUCCUCGGGCGCCGAAGCGCAGCCUGAGGAGGUGACUGUCGAUGCCACUUGGGAAUUACACCUGCGAACGCGCGCGCCUGACAACAAGGAAGCGCAGCGUCUUGGAUCUGGAUUCUCAGAAGGCGGUAACCCCGGAACGCGGACUGCGCAAAAGUCUGACGCGGCUCAAGACAACUACCAAGAGCACGCGAGAAAUUGUUUCGCCGUUCCAUCUGCGCAGCUUAGCAGAGGCGUCCUGUGGGAGCGGCUGGUGUCUCGCGCAUCCGUGCUUCUUCCAAGUCUCAGUCCUUCGGGCAUUGUCCAGCUUCUCUUUCUGCUUCACCGCGCUGGCUACAAGCCCCAGACUCUGCUGGACCACAUAGCCACACAGUUGCUGGAGCAAGAGGCGUGCGCCGCGCCUCCAGAAUACUUCUGGUGCGUGUGGACAGCGAACGACCUCGUGCUCUUUGUUCACGUCCUUGGAUUGCAUCGGUAUCGCCAUGAGACGCUUCUCACUCAGGUGAUGAAGGAACUGGAGAAGUCUGCCGCCUUCUUGAUGCUCAGUGAUCUCGCGGUUCUCCUUGGAGCAUGCAACAGGCUGCUGGCCCUCCCGGCGCAAGGCAGCGCAUCGCUUGUGGACUGGCCCAACAGUGCGGGCGCGUCCCCGUCCUUCUUUUCAGGAAAAGAACUGCGGCUCUUCACGCUCCUAGCGACCGCGCAGGUCAGCCAGGCUUCGCUCGCCCUUCCUCGUGAUCUUGUGGCUCUUGUCGUCGGCGUUCUCCGCGCAGCUCGAGCCUUGAGCGUCCCCCCUUCGAAGACGUUUCUUGUGGCAGCUGUUCGAAGACUCGGGGCAGAAAUAUCCGGCAGAAACCGACACGGCAGCAGACCAGUGGCGCUCAGUGCACGGGCUGUCCAGCGAGCGAUCUACGCGGUCUUGGCGACUCGGCAGAUGCUGCUGUCUUCCACCUCCUCUCACGCUGCAGCAACCGAAGCACCUACCCCUGACCGGAACGCUGAGAACGUGGAGCGGUAUGGCCUAUAUCAUGAGCAGCCUCGGCGCCGCCCAAGAGACAGCGAAGGCGAGGGAGACGGCGAAGUCGACGGAGGCAGCAGAGCCGAGGAGGAACCGGGACCUCCUGCCUGGAGUCCGAACGAAGCUGUGAAGUCUCGCCCGCGGUCGCGAGAGCUUCCGUCACCUCCGCGCCCGUUUCCUGAGGCGAACGGUGAAGGCUCCACAUCUCCAGCGGCAAGCACAGACACUGCAGCCGUCCGUGCUGGCCACGGUCCGCUGCAGAUGCCGACGCGAGCCCUCGGGAUCCAAAACGGCUUGGAAGAAGCCUCUCUCGAAGACGUUCGGCGCAUCGAUAGCGAAGUCGUCGCCGUGGUUGUGCAGCUGCUUCAGCGCCUGUCGGACCGCCUCGGCGACUUGUCGCCAGUUGAGGCUCUCGAGAUAUUGCAAGCUCUUGAGGAGCACAGACACCUGCGGCCGCCUCAGCGCGCGGGCCCCGAGACGGGGCGCGGCCUGUCGCUUUCGAGCGGAGGGACCAAGGCCUCCGUGGAAGGCACCGAGCGGAAUGGAGACUCGGAGCUCUGUCCAGAUUUUCUGCUUCUCCCAGACAUCGAAGGGUUUUUUUUCCACGUCGAAAGGUAUCGCCACUUGCUCUCGUCUGAGCAAGUGACGCAGUUCAACCAGCUGCUCGCUGCGCAUUUAAAUGGUCUGCCUCCGCCUCCACCUGAGAGGCUGCCCUCGCCACAGACCCUCUCCGCCAGCUCUUCUGCUUCAGCCUUUCUGCCUGUUUAA
Neospora caninum is the source of this 1950-nucleotide messenger RNA. RefSeq lists its product as hypothetical. The record is from RefSeq and is a predicted model, not a curated record. Bases 1 to 1950 code for a protein of 649 amino acids. The transcript is spliced from 9 exons. NCBI's taxonomy places the organism in Eukaryota, Apicomplexa, Conoidasida, Eucoccidiorida, Sarcocystidae.